Messenger RNA from Aedes albopictus (Asian tiger mosquito), 3603 nucleotides. RefSeq names its product segmentation protein Runt (gene run). Bases 1678 to 3066 code for a protein of 462 amino acids. The record is from RefSeq and is a predicted model, not a curated record. Lineage: Eukaryota; Metazoa; Arthropoda; Insecta; Diptera; Culicidae. The transcript is spliced from 3 exons. Gene Ontology annotation, cellular component: nucleus. Gene Ontology annotation, molecular function: DNA-binding transcription factor activity, RNA polymerase II-specific; ATP binding; RNA polymerase II cis-regulatory region sequence-specific DNA binding. Gene Ontology annotation, biological process: regulation of DNA-templated transcription.
CAAGCAUAUCAUAUUCGGUUCAACCACACCAACCAAUUUCCUGAACACCUUCAUUCGGUCACACGUAUCCUUGAGGACACGCGAUAACCAUUUCCCAAAUCCCCCAGAGCUCGUGCCGACCAAUGUUUAACAUGCGUCCUCCAAGGCCAGCUGCCCGUUGACUUCCACCGAACGAGAGGCAUACAUACAUGCAUUGCAUCGGUCGGUCUCUCAUGCCCGACUCCCAACUAAUUGAGAUGUUUCAUCCUAUAAUAGCCAUCAAGGCAAGUUAUUAACACUCCAGCCGAACCAUCGCCGGUUGCUACUACCUACCUCAUCCCUCAAGGCCAUCACCACCGACCGGCCGCACAGAUUGCAUUUGGGCUCGUCCUUAACCGAAGAUCCUUCUUGUGUUUGUUUUUCUUUCACACGCUUCGUCCGUCCCAUGCCUAUACGGUACGGUGGAGAGGCAAAAAAAAUCAACAAAUAUAACAAGAUCAAAGAAUGCUUUCCAAAGCUUCCGUGUUGUGUAUCACCCCUCCGUCCGACGUCGCACCAUCGUCGUCCUGGCAGCUCCUCUCUUUCACUCCUUGCUGGCGCAGCUAGCAAGAGCGCGCGUGAAGUCGAUCCUUCUGGUUGGGAUCCUUGAGUCCACCGCACACACAGUGACAACUGCGGUCGGUCCUUACCGACGCGACGACGGUCUGUGAAGAGUGUAGGAAACGGACAAGGCGAUUCCCUCUGAACUCUGAAACCGAGUGGUGGGGGUGAAACAGCGAGAGAGAAAUUAUUAUUAGCACAGGAAAAAAUGCGAGAGAGAAGGGAGAAAAAAAUGCCUGCCAGUGUGGUGGUGCCGAAAUAAAAAUGCGAUUCCCCCUUCGAAAAGCACAGCUUGGUUUUUUUUUGUUGAAUGAAUGAUGGACGGAUGGAUGUUGUUGGAGAAUGAAAAGGGAGCGAGCGUGAGCGAAGGAGAACUCGCGCGGUUUUUGUGCCGGUUUCGGCGAGGAGGUAAGCGUAUGAGAGAGCGAGUGAGGACCAGGGAGGGGUGGAAAAAAUGUGCAUGUGGAAAACUAAACAGAAAAAGUGUACGGUACACAGCGACAGGGUACAAACACACACCCGUGUGAGGCCAUCAGGAGGGGUACAACACGCACAGAGCGGUUAGUGGUGUGCUGUGUUCGCGCGCGCCGUCUGAUGCCGCACGGAGUCAGGGAGGAAUCGGUGAGCGAUUUUUAAAAACAGUUCCAUCUGAGACAUUGUGUGAAUUACAUGUGUCCUGGGAAGCGUGUUCCGCGAAGAAGUUGUGGGGAUUUGUGUUUUUCUGAAAGCUCGGGACGUGAUUCGCGCAGAUCUUUUGGGAUCUUGGAAGUCGAUCGAAGUGAAGUUUCGGAGAUAUCCGCAUUCGGGAUCUUAAGAAAGGAUAGAAAGGAUUUUAUCGAUAAGAAAGGAUUUUAUCAGUGAUUCGGUGGGAUUCGUAACGGAAAGACACGCGCUGUUUUAAGAUCGUAGCUGCACGUGUACGCAUGCUUGGAAGACGCUACCGAGUUGUACGAUAGUGGAGUGAGAAGUGUUGCAACUGUUGCCAUUUGAUGGAUUAGACUGUUCUGGGAAAGGAUAUCCGAGUGCGGGAAGCAAGUGAACUCAGUGAAAGGAGUUAAUAGAUCGCGGUCCAAGUUGGAAUCAUUAAGUGAAACGCAGAUGCAUCUUCCGGCUAGUAGCGAGUGCCAAACUCCUCCAGAAGCAGCAAAAAGUAUGACUGACAUGUUCUCGAAUCUUCACGACAUGCUGCAGGAGUACCAUGGAGAGCUGGUGCAAACGGGCUCGCCGGCGGUUCUCUGUUCAGCCCUGCCGACGCACUGGCGCUCCAACAAGAGUUUGCCGUGUGCCUUCAAGGUUAUCGCCCUGGACGACAUCCAGGACGGAACCGUAGUUACAAUCAAAGCCGGCAACGAUGAAAACUAUCACGCCGAGCUGCGGAAUUGUACGGCGAUCAUGAAGAACCAAGUCGCGAAAUUCAACGAUCUUCGAUUCGUUGGAAGAUCUGGCCGAGGGAAAUCUUUCUCGAUAACGAUAACAAUCAGCACGUAUCCCUGCCAGAUCGCCACCUACACCAAAGCAAUCAAAGUUACCGUUGACGGCCCGCGGGAACCUCGAUCCAAACAAAAUUUCGCCUACGGUCAUCCGGGUGCAUUCAAUCCGUUUAUGCUCAAUCCGGGAUGGAUCGAUGCGGCCUACAUGAACUACGCCUGGUCCGACUACUUCCGGCAGCACCAGCAACUGCAGGCUCAACAGCAACAAGCGGGUCAACCGAAUCCGGUUACCGGCGUAGGAAAAGGUUCACCAACGUUACCAACUGCAAACGGAACGACUGGACCUCUACUGCCGACUCCACCAGCUGAUUUCAUGUCGCUAUCGGGAGCCCCGGGAACUCCAAACGGUCUUCCUACCCCAACCGGGCCGGUGUUGCCCAACGGAGCGACCUACCUUCCACAGUUUCCAUUUGGGCCACAUACCGAUCUGCAUCUGAAAUCUCCAUUCCUGCCUUACGACAUCUCACCACUUCGUGCCAACGGACUUCGAGGACCCCACCAACUGUCCGCAACGAUAACACUUUCCUCAAGUGACUUCAUCUCCUCUUCACGCCUUUCUCCAGCAUCUUCCCGAAAUUCAACCUCUUCCCCUCCCUCCACGCUCAAUCAGUCACAAAUCAAAAUGAGCAUUGAGCUCAACUCCACCAACGAGCACUCGUCCGCCGAGGAAUCCGACGACGAGCCAAUCGACGUGGUAAAGUCAGCUUUCGUACCGAUACUCCGACCUGCUCCGACAUCGUCAGCUGACACCACCUCGGAUGCUCACCCUCAUGCACCGCUGAAAUCGGAAACACCCGAUUCAACGACCACCACUCCCAGUUCUCCCCCUCCACCGGCACCCCCAACGGCGCGCUGUGAACUGAAAGCACCGUCUUCGAAGAAGCCCCAAUUCCACGAAUCGGCACCGAGUGAACCGGCGUCGCCAGAGAAUACCAAACUGAAGUCGCCCAACCUAAUCAUCAAGCAGUCGGCGAAAACCGUGUGGCGGCCCUAUUGAGAGUAUCUGCUGCUCUCCAAGGUGCUCCUCUCCCGGCUCGGGAAGUAGCUUGUAGCCAAUAAUUCAGAGUUCUGGUGAUAUUAAUGUUAGAAGGACGAUCGGUGAUUUUAGUAAUUAGCAACAGAGAGAAAGACGUCAAUUGUACAUACUGAACCGCAAUAUGUGAAUAUAUGUUGUAUAGUUCUACAACUAGUGCUAUGUGAGAUUUUCUUUUAUACUAGAGAUAUAAAAAUCAAAAAUCGUUGUACAUAGAGCGGAAUGUUUCCAGUUGGAUAAUCGGUAAUUGGAGUUGUGAUAGACUCGACCAAUUCUCAUUUAUUUAGCAAUCAAAAUUACCUACAAUCCAAAAAGUGUAAAAAGUAGUCUUAAUGUAAACCCCUCUUUUAAUUUAAUCCUUAGCAAGUAAAUGUUAAAACACAAGAAACAGGUACAUUUUUUAUAGUACAAAACGUGGUAUUUAAGGACAGGCCGUAGACCGACACUGGAAUAUGCCGAAACGUAAGAGAAUAAAUCUUUAUAAAAACAAUCGACAACAAU